UCUAUCGACCGUUUUCCACCUCUAACCAAGAAGCAAUAGACCGACCAUAAACAAAAAAAAUAAUAGCACUUUAAGUAGAGAGAAAUACAUUAAAAUAAUGCAAACCGAACACUGGGGCGUCUUGCUCAAUGAUGACGACAGUGGUGCCUUACCGGCCGACAAGUAUGUGGCCACCGGUGCGAAAAAGCCCAAGCUGGACGAGAUACGACAACGCGGUGAACAAUUCCCGGUGACAGAUUUGCACCACACAGUGGAGCUAAAGAGCUCGGUGGUGACGCAAACCAUCGAAGUGAUGAAACAAACCGAAAUGCUGCAGUCCCUCAUUGACACCUACUCGACGAAGAACGGCAGCUCCAACUAUCUGCUGAAUCCCUGCCAAAUGAUACCGGAAGUGGACUUUCCGCCAGAGAAUGCCGCCGACCUGGUAAGCGAGCAAAAGUUUCAGAAACCCAUCUGGUUUAUACCCACAGUGGAUACGCCAUAUUCACGCGGUGAUCCGCAAUCGUAUCCCGAGCUCUCGAGCAACACUUGCCGACACACGCUGCGUAAAGUGAUGUGCGGCCUGUUGCGACUCGCCGGCUUCACCGACUCCUCGGAGACGGCGGUGGUGCUGCUUACAGAUGCGGCCGAGGAUUUUAUGCGCAGCUUUGUGGAAGAGUAUCGUGGCUUCUAUGACAUUGAGCCAAAGCUGCAGAAGUCUACAAUGCUGCGACUGCAGCCACUGGAGCAGGCGUACUUCAGCAUGACGGGCACAUCGCUGACCCAGGUGCACAACUAUUAUAAGCACAAAGUGAUAACGCGCAAUCGCACUGAGAUUGCCGAGUUCAACAGCGUGCUGCAAGAGUACGACAAGCUGAUGAAGGAGAGCCAAAGCAGUAUGCAGAAACAGCAGCAACAUCAACAGCAGCAGCAGCAGCACAAUCAUCACGAAUUCAAUGGCCAUGACUUUCUCAACAUACUCGAAAUGCAGCCGGGCAACGGAAACAGCGGCGGCGGCGGCGGCGUCGUCGAAGAUGGCAACAACAGCACCACGGGCAGCAACAGCAUGGGCAACAUUAUGGGCGAGAUGCUGCAGGAGUUGGGUGGCAGCACCAAUUCCAGCAUCUCGCUGAGUAACGUGAGCAGCAGCCAGCAGCAGAUGAUUAGCAGUAAUGCCUUGUAUGGUCUUCUCGAAGGUCAACUAACCAAUAACAACACCAAUUCAACCUCAGCAUCGAAUGUGCCUGCCUCCAGUUCUGGCUAUCAGGCUAAUUUCGAUACCUAAUCUUAAAAAUUGUAGUAAUUAACGUAGUUAGUAACAACCCACAAACCACAAACCACAUGAGGACAGCCGCUGUUUUCCUCCUUCAUCCCUGUUGGUGGGCGAACUAAAUUUUCCACUGGGG
Molecule: messenger RNA, 1385 nt
Organism: Drosophila sulfurigaster albostrigata
Lineage: Eukaryota; Metazoa; Arthropoda; Insecta; Diptera; Drosophilidae
Gene: Spt7
Exons: 3
Coding region: 98-1264 (388 amino acids)
Cellular component (GO): SAGA complex
Molecular function (GO): transcription coactivator activity
Source: RefSeq, a predicted model, not a curated record